Morone saxatilis (striped sea-bass) is the source of this 4174-nucleotide messenger RNA. RefSeq names its product interleukin 1 receptor accessory protein-like 2 (gene il1rapl2). NCBI's taxonomy places the organism in Eukaryota, Metazoa, Chordata, Actinopteri, Moronidae. The record is from RefSeq and is a predicted model, not a curated record. The transcript has 18 exons. Gene Ontology annotation, biological process: signal transduction. The coding region runs from base 1 to 2199 and encodes 732 amino acids.
AUGAAGACUUUAUCCUUCCUCUUCCUCCUCCUCCUCCUCCUCGCCUCAGGAGCCUGUGACGGCGUCAAGUACAUCUCCAAGAGGAACUCAGUGGAUGGAUGCAUAGACUGGUCGGUGGAUCUGAAGGAGUACCAUGUUCUGGCCGGUGAGCCUGUUCGGGUGAAAUGUGCCUUGUUCUACAGCUACAUUCGAACUAACUACACUAUGGCCACCAACGCCAAGCUGCGCCUCAUUUGGUACAAGAACAAAGGAGACGCAGAGGAGCCUAUCAUCUUCUCGGGUCAUAGGCUGAGUAAAGAAGACGACUCCAUCUGGUUCAGAUCUGCUGAAGUGGAAGACAAUGGAUUUUACACCUGUGUACUAAGGAACUCAACAUACUGCAUGAAAGUGUCCAUGUCGAUGAUUGUGGAGGAGAGUGAUGAGGGGAAAUGCUUCAGCAGCAAGAUCCGCUAUCUGGAGAAAGCUGAGAUAACCCAUAGUAAAAUGAUCAACUGCCCAGAUAUAGAAGACUAUUUAUUUCCAUACAAGCAACCACAGAUGACCUGGUAUAAGGAGUGUGAGCGGGUAGAAUGGAGAAGCUCCAUCACAGUCAACACUACAAACAUCUGGAUUCCUGAGGUGGAGGAAGGCGACGGGGGAAAUUACACCUGUGAGUUAAAGUAUGGAUCCAGACUGGUGCGGAGGACAACACAACUCAAAGUCACAGCUCUCCAGACCACUCAGCCUCCCAAGGUCCUUUUUCCCCCGGAGAGACAAGACACAGUGAUAGAAAUCACGCCUGGUAUGCCUCUCAGUCUGGACUGCAAGGCGUUUUUUGGCUACAGUGGAGAAAACAGAAGGCCCAUUAUCUACUGGAUGAAAGGAGAAAAGUUUGUCGAAGAACUAGCAGGACACAUUAAAGAAAGUGAAGUCAGGAUUUUAAGGGAGCAUUUAGGGGAGAAGGAGGUGCAACUAUCCUUAACGUUUGAUGCUGUGGAGGAGGCAGACCUGGCCAACUACACCUGUUAUGUGGAGAACCACAUAGGGAAGCGCAGUGGGAGUGCUAUACUGCAGAAGAAAGAUAUGUAUCGUCUGGAGCUGGCGGGUGGUCUGGGGGUCAUAUUGUUGCUGCUGGGAGUCCUGACGGCACUUUAUAAGUGUUACAACCUGGAGAUCAUGCUUUGCUACAGGAGACACUUUGGGAGUGAUGAAACUGAAGAUGAUAAUAAGGAGUAUGAUGCCUAUCUGUCUUACACUAAAGUGGACCUAGACUCUCUGGGCAGCAGGACGAGCAGUGAUGAGGAAACAUUUGCUUUGGAGAUCCUACCGGACGUUUUAGAGAAACAUUAUGGAUACAAGCUGUUCAUACCAGACAGAGAUCUAAUACCUAGCAGCACCUACAUUGAGGACUUGGCUCGUAGCGUGGAACAGAGCAGACGUCUGAUUAUCGUUCUGACUCCAGAGUUUGUCGCCAAAAGAGGGUGGAGCAUCUUCCAGAUAGAGACACGCCUGCACUCCAUGCUGGUGACUGGGGAGAUCAAGGUGAUCAUGAUAGAGUGUGCAGACCUGAAGAAUGUCAUCAACUACCAAGAGGUGGAAGCACUUAAGCAUACAAUCAAGGUUUUAUCCAUCAUCAAGUGGAGGGGUCCAAAGAGCAAUGAGCUGUCAUCUAAGUUUUGGAAACAGGUGGUCUAUGAGAUGCCUGCUAAACGCAGAGAGACACUGUCCAGACGCCAGGUGAUGGACUCCGGUGAACAGGGCCUCUUUGGUGACCUACAGACCACCGUCUCCACCAUUGCCAUGACAACCACUUCAGCCUCCCUGGCGCCCCCUAAUGAUAGUCGGCAUGGACAUCAUCAGGUUGCCUUGGCGACAGAGAUCCCCGACUACAACCAGAUGACCUUGCCGCUGGGUGGUGGUCACACUGCUACAGCAGCCCAAAUGAGACAUUUCUGCCGUAGCUACGAAUUCCAGCUUCCUCCACAGCCUUCCUCCCUGUCACCUCCCCUCCCACCGCCUUCCACCGUGCAGUUCUCCACUCUGGGUCCCGGGGGGCGCCACGUCUAUUGCAACAUCCCUAUGACACUGCUGAAUGGACAGGGGUUCAGAGCAGUUCACUGGGGAACAAGAGGGGCCUCAGAGCAGUACGCUUGGGAAGAAGCCAGAACUCCACCUGAACAGCACCUUCGUACCGCUCACCAGCAGAGAACUAAGCUCUGACAUCUGGUAGAAGGACUGCUCAACUGGUACUGGAUAACAGUCCGGUUUACAGACUGCUUUUACACUGGCUUCGGACAUGGGAUAGGCUGGUUGGUCAACUGGUUUUCAUUGGGUUUUUUGGACCGUGUACAGCCUUGGCUACCAGGACUGCCUGCAGACAUGUUUUGGGCCACUUUAUCCCAUUGUGUGAACAAAGGACUGCUUGAAGACUGUAUAAGCCUUGGAUUCACAUUGGUUGAGUAUACUGGCUGCAGACUGCUCACAGACAGAUUCCAAUACUGAUUGUACACUGGUUUUGGACCUACCAACUGGUUACAGACUGAUACAACCUGAUAUGUAAGGUGUGUGGCCAUGACCAUUGGAAAGGAGCCCUCUUACACAACACGACUGGUCACACGCAUUUGACUGGUGCAGAGAGUUUGUAGACAAGUAUGGACAUAUGGAUGUAAUGAACUGGAAAAGUCAGUGAAAGGUCCACGGUACUUAAACAAUGAGUAGGUAUCCACAGACAGGAGUUGUUUUUAAUUCGUUGAACAAGCUACGGAUUUGGACCUUGGAGUAUCUCGUAAGUCUGCUCACACACCAGCUGGAAAACCAGUUGAUUGGUAAGCUUAACUACUCGGAAAUAUUGGUCGACUGAAAAACAAAAGUAGCGUAAUCUCAGAAUGCCAGUCGAUCUGAGUUCUCAUAAUCAACCUGUUGACUAGGUGGCUUAUCAAUAAACAAGGCAGACUUCAAGCAAUGAUUUUGGAAUACCAGUUCACCUUAAAACAACAAGUCAACCUCUUGAAAUACAAUUGGUGGCUAGCUAGCUAGCUACCUGGUUUGGCUCUUAGAAGCUAAAAUGGUUGACAUAAAAUAAAUGGAUUCCAGCAAGAAUAGAUAGACGAAAAGAAGUGAUGCAUAAAGCAAUUGCUAAACCUAAUUACUGAGAAAGCACAGUUCGCUGGUGUAUAUGGAAACAUAGCUAGUUGUUAAAACUAGCUGACUAAAAGGUUAGUUACUUAUUGAGCUAGGAGGAUGCUAAAAGGCACCAUGAGACUGCAAACCAGCCAGCUCAUCACCUUGUAACCCAGUAAUCAGCAACUAGUCAACUCAUCAAGAGGUGGACUGGCCAAGAGUUGACCUACCAACUUUUACCAUCAAGCUGAAAGCAUAAAGGACUUGGCUUUUUCUAUUUGCAUGACCACCCAUUUAGAUAAAAAAAAUAAUCAAAUAAACAUAGAUAAAAGAGUAAAUGACAGAAUCAUUUCUCGCAGCCUCUUUUAAUAUGGAGGAGAAUAAACGUCUUAUGUUGAUACAGUAUAUUUGUUUUCUGUCGGGCCAUGAAGUAAUGAUAAAAACUGAUAAAGGGAAAAAAGGAGGUGUCCCUCCAAAAACAUGUUUUUAUUAUUUAUUUUGUUUUGUUUUAUUCAAGAGUUUUAUCCUCUUAGAAGGUUGGUGAUUUUUUUUUUGCCAGGCUUUGUUCUUAAUGUUUGUUUGUUACAAUAAUCUCUGUACAGCUUCCAUAACUUGCAUAGACCUAUACAUGACAGUGAUUUGUUCCCUGCAAUUUUUGUUAACACCCAGAUUAAGUGUGUGAGACCAGACCCCCUUUUUGCUUUCAUUCAGUUCCUAUUUUCAUCAGUGGAUGGAUGGAAUGGAUGGAUGGAUGGAUGAUAGAUAGAUAGAUACAUGGAUGGAUGGAUGCUCAUGGCAGUACAACCCUGUUAACGGACUGAUGUUCUGAGCCUGUCACUCUGGAAUCGAGACCACUACCAGUCAGCCGAAGGGGGCUUCACUGCAUAAAAGCCGGACUCCAAGUUGAACCAGACCACAUUAUUCUUUGUGAGCUUUAAGAAACCAAGAUUAUUACCAUAAUAUUUAAGCAAAGUGAAUAAUGUUUUGAAUUUACACAAAGGUACUGUCAUUGUCUUAUUAGAACCAAUGAAUUCUGGAUAUUUGAGAUUGUUUGAUACAAUAAUUAAUUAUUUGA